Molecule: messenger RNA, 1666 nt
Organism: Abrus precatorius (Indian licorice)
Lineage: Eukaryota; Viridiplantae; Streptophyta; Magnoliopsida; Fabales; Fabaceae
Exons: 9
Coding region: 343-1314 (323 amino acids)
Source: RefSeq, a predicted model, not a curated record
ACCUUCCAACAUUCUGUGUGGAAAGGGAACUUGUUACCAAAACACACUGUCUCAGACCAAGCUAUAUUCCCUGCGUUGCUUGCCGAAUCUCAUGCAGUGAUUGGCGAACCCUAAUUGCGAUUCUAUGCUUACUUAGAUUAACGUGUGCAUUUUAACUUGGGCAAUUCUGAUGCUUUUGGAAUUCUGGGUCCAGAACUUGGUUAGCUACACCAUCUGAAGUACCUGUACGGUCUUGAUAACUGUAUCAGAAUUUUACAGUUGUAUGCAUUUGAUAGGUUAAUAGAGGUCUAGGGGCACUCUCUUCAAUACUCUAUUCUCUAACAAGUUUUCAAUACACAAGCCAUGAUUAUGUUACAUCCUUUUGCACCUCUUCCUUCAUGCACUACCAUUAAAUGCUCUAAUACUUUUUCCCAUAAGAAUCCCUUGGUGCCUUCAUCAGUUCCUCUGCUAGUCCCAAGUUAUACUAGAAAGUGGACAUUCUUAUGUAGUGGUAGAAGUCGACGAGAAGAUUUGAAUGGUAGGGAAUUUGGUAUAGACAUCAUUAAGGAAGAUCAGGAGCUUGAGGAGGAUGAUGAUGAUGAUGGUAAGUUUUCGGCUCAAGAAAUGUAUGCAAGAAGGGAAGCAAGGGAAAUUGAUAAAGAAGUGCAAGAAGAUGAAGAUGAAGAUGGUGGUGGUGGAUAUUCGGGUCAAGGACCACAUGCUGGUAGGCAAGAGAAGGAUUACGAUAGAGAUCCAGAAUUUGGUGAAAUUCUUGGUGAUUUUCUCGAGGAUCCCAAACAGGCACAAUCCAGAUUGGAAGGGAGAUUGCGAAAGAAGAGGAACAAAAUACUGCACACAAAGACUGGAUCAGGAAAACCAAUGAAAGUGUCAUUUAACAAAUUUGAUUUCUCAAACUCCUAUAUAUGGUUUGAAUUUUACAAUGUUCCACUGGCAAAAGACAUCUCCUUAAUUUGUGAUACUAUUCGAGCAUGGCACAUUAUCGGACGUCUUGGUGGAUGCAAUGCCAUGAAUAUGCAAUUGUCACAGUCUCCACUGGAUGCCCGGCCAAGUUACGACUGUAUUCAGGGAGCUAACGUGGAACCAACUACAUUUUACAACAUUGGGGAUCUUGAGGUUCAAGACAACUUGGCUCGAAUAUGGGUGGAUAUUGGAACCAUUGAACCAUUGUUUCUGGAUGUUUUGAUAAAUGCAUUGACACAGAUAAGCUCCGAUUUUGUUGGGAUCAAGCAAUUAAGGUUUGGUGGAGAAGAAUUUGAGAAUUGGAAUGACAAUUUGAAUUCAGAGGAUUCAGGUUAUGGUGUUCACAAGAUCUAGCCACUUUUCUUGGCUUAUGAGGAUUUUGGAUUGAGGUCAAUGAAGAGGAAGUCAUGAAAUGCAUCUCUUUGGGUAUCAGUAACUGUAAGACUGAACAGAAAGCAGAGUUGUAAGCAUUUCCCUUGGCUGUAUAUUUGAUUUAGGCAACUGAAGCUCAUGGAAUUUGUGGGGAAAUGUUUCAAUAAAAUCGAAGCCGAAAUAUAUGGCUAUUUGGCGAAGUGUACCUAUUUUAAUAAAAAUUACUGGUUCUAAGAGUUUUGCAAUUUUGAACGAUAAUGCUAACUGAAUAAUCAAGUUGUGCAUCAGAGACUCAUUUUAAGUUUGUUGUAAUGACAUGAUCUAACAUUCUUUU